This is a messenger RNA of Didymodactylos carnosus, 303 nucleotides long. Lineage: Eukaryota; Metazoa; Rotifera; Eurotatoria; Philodinida; Philodinidae. The record is from the annotation of a GenBank genome assembly.
AUGAUUAUACGUAAGAUUCAUUCAAAUCCAUCAGUGAUUACAAACAUGAUUAAUUUCCUUGCUGAUACACGCGAAUUAUUAAUGGAGUCAAUCAUUGAUCCACUUGCAUAUCCCGAAGAAGAGGAAGAGGAAGAAACAUUGUGGUUAAACAAUUCAAAUGAAACAUUUUCGAACUAUACCACAUCAAUUUCGACAAAUUACACAGUUUCCAUCUCCCCUUCCACAUACAAACCACGGCGAACAACACUAUCUGAGGAAGAACAAGAGGCACGAUUUAUGAAAGGCGUUAGUAAUUAUUUUUAG